GCUCCAUCAGCAUCGGUGCACGGCGCGUCUCACUGGAUGCGGGUUGAGUGGAGAACCGCUGGCUUGGGGCUGGCGAAAGUAAGCUAAUGUGCAAAUUAAAUGAGACUACUCCACCCCAGGUUCUAGUAGAACAGUGCCUGAUAGAAAUUGCUAAGAACUACAAUGUGCCAUAUAAAUCCAAGGCAACCAUUAUGAAUGAUUCCAGUAAGAAGAGUGAUUUGCCUCCUUCACUGGUUCCUAGUUCAGGACUCAAUCUCCUGACUUCUCCAAAGCCAGAAUCAAGAUCCAAGAUCGGUUUUGAUAACUUUAUGCUGCCUGAUUUGCCUAAUGUAAAACCUCAAGCAAGCCUAUCCAUUGACCCUUAUGGUUCUGAGGAAGUUGAUUUUGAAGAUCUUAACCGGAGACUUGAAAUGCUCAAGAAAACCACAUAAUUCCUUGGUCUUGGAUUGAGUACUUAAUUGCCUGGGAAUCAGGGCUCUUCAGCACAAAUUCUAAUGUGGCUACUUGUGUGUGGGUCUGAAGUUUUCUCAUUUACAACCCCUUCCAUCUUUGAAAGUCUAUGGUUCUCUGUUUGUAAUAAUGUGUGCGUACGUGUAUGUGCA
Molecule: messenger RNA, 602 nt
Organism: Hyaena hyaena (striped hyena)
Lineage: Eukaryota; Metazoa; Chordata; Mammalia; Carnivora; Hyaenidae
Product: IST1 homolog
Exons: 4
Coding region: 87-431 (114 amino acids)
Source: RefSeq, a predicted model, not a curated record